CAAGGUGAUGUUUUCAAUGUGUCCAAAACCUCCCAAUCCCUCCCUCCUUCAAAAAACAAAACAGCAUGAUUAAAAAGGGGCAAACAAAGGAAGAAUCUUAACAAUGCUAAUUAAUCAGGGCUUAAAUGUGUUAAAAGAGUAGUCUUUUUCCUUUUAAUUUUUCCUUCUUGUAUUUAGCACAGACAAGCAGAACAACCAAAUUUGGACUUUGGAUGAAUUUGAGAAGCCAUGAAAUGAAGGACAUUGAUGUUAAGGUCUAUUUAGCUUCUCCAUAACGUAUUUUAUUACAUUAAAUUCGUGAAAUGUAACUACGUGGGGGUAAUAUGCAUGUCUUUUUUUGGACCUGCUUGUCUUUUUCUUUUUUCUUAAUAUGAAGUUGGUGGGCCCUUUUUAUUUUGAAGUAGUAGAAAUUUUUGCUGUAAUAAUAUAAUGAAUGCAGGGCUUUAUUUCGGGGAGAGUUUUUGAGUUCUGAACUUACUGGAACUGUACAGUUCUGUAAGUGAUGUUAUGGUUUCCAUUAUUUUGUAACUUGAGUUUUAUUGAGAUUUCGUUUAUCUUUAGCCAGCUUAAUUGAAUUGCUUGCUUAGAUUUUGCGGUAGCUUAUCUUUGGUUGGUCAUUCUUUUCCCUUUCUUCUCCAGUUUGAGACUUGAAGAGUGUUCUUAUUUCCUUUGGACAAUCUUGGGGAAGGAUAGGAUAGCAGGGGUGUCAAGUUUUGGCCUUUCUCCGAGGAUCUUCUUGUGAAGCUGGUGUUUUUUCUGGGUUUCUUCAGUUGAGUACAUAUAAGUUUUGGUGAAGCGGAAAGUGAACAGACUUCCAGUGAGUUGAAAGAAGAAAUAAUAAUUGCAUAUGGUGGAGCUGAUGUUGCUUAAAUUAUGGCUUGGUAUCUUUCUGUUGGACAUUAUCUCUUUGUCCUCAAAAGCUGGAGGGGCAUUCGUCGGUGUUAACGUUGGCACUGACCUCUCUAACUUACCAUCGGCGACCGACGUGGUUGCCAUUUUAAGAGCUCAUCAAAUAACUCAUGUUCGCCUGUUUGAUGCCGAUGCUCACAUGUUGACUGCCCUUUCGGACACUGGAAUCGAAGUCAUAGUUAGCGUGACUAAUGAGGAAGUUCUCGGGAUCGGUCAGUCUCCAUCUACUGCAGCAGCCUGGGUUAAUAAAAACGUUGCAGCUUUUUUGCCAGGGACCAAUAUCACGGCCAUCGCUGUUGGAAGUGAAGUCUUAAGUACCAUUCCACAUGCUGCUCCUAUUUUGGUGCCAGCCAUGAAUUACCUGCACAAAGCCCUGGUUGCGUCCAACUUGAAUGAUCAGGUUAAAGUUUCAACCCCGCAGUCGAUGGAUAUAAUCCCGAAACCCUUUCCUCCUUCUACUGCGGCAUUCAAUUCUUCAUGGAACUCCACGAUUUUCCAGAUGCUUCAGUUUCUGAAGAAUACGAAUUCCUAUUACAUGUUGAAUGCUUAUCCUUAUUUUGGAUAUGUUGAUAGCAAUGGUAUCUUCCCAAUUGAGUAUGCUCUUUUCCAACCACUUUCGGCCGUCAAAGAAAUUGUUGAUCCAAACACGCUUUUCCACUACGACAGCAUGUUUGAUGCUAUGGUGGAUGCUGCUUACAACUCCAUUUCAGCAUUCAAUCUUUCAGGGAUCCCCAUUGUUGUGACGGAAACUGGUUGGCCGUGGCUUGGCGACUCCCACGAACCUGAUGCCACUAUACAAAAUGCGGAGACUUUUAACAACAACUUGAUCCGCCGAGUAUCAAAUGAUUCUGGUCCCCCAAGUCAGCCAGGAUUUCCCAUCAACACAUACAUAUAUGAAUUGUUCAACGAGGAUAAGAGGCCUGGGCCACUAUCUGAGAGAAAUUAUGGGAUCUUCUUCCCAAAUGGAACUGCUGUCUAUCCAAUUAGUUUAAUUAGUGCUUCAGGUAGCAGUGUCGGGGGAAAUUCUUCGGGUGUGUUUUGCGUGGUACGACCUGAUGCCGACACUGAGAAGCUGCAGAAUGGACUUAAUUGGGCUUGUGGACAAGGUGGGGCAAAUUGCACAGCUAUUCAAACAGGACAGCCUUGUUACUUCCCAGAUAGUUUGCAGAAUCAUGCUUCUUAUGCUUACAACGAUUAUUAUCAGAGAAUGCAUUUGAUUGGUGGGACCUGCGACUUUAAUGGCUCGGCAAUACUUACUUCUCAAGAUCCGAGUAUGCUUCUGCUCUCUUCUUUUAGAAGCUUAUUUGCAUCAAAUUGUGUGUGGCGUGCUGAACUUAUGCAAAUCUUAUGUUUAUAUUUAUUUCCAUUGUUUGCUUGCGAUGUAAUAACCCUUUCUCCGAACAUAGAGUUUCAAGAUAGGGAUUGUUGUUAGCAGAAGAGGAAAGAUUGCGACUUAGCACUUUGUGGUUCUGAAAUUUAGAGCAUUUCCAGUAGUCUGGACACAUUUUAACAAAGAUUGUAUCAGCACACAAUUGCUUGUGAAUAUAUACUUCCGAGAAUCCUAGUAGUACCAGCAGUUCUCUUAUUUGGCAGUUUGUAUGAAAUUUUUCUUCCCUGACUUGCUCUUUGAAGCUCUCAAGUACCUUCGUUUACACAGAUAUUUGCAGAUACUCAUAGCUGGAAACAUAUUUUACACUUUCUCGGCCAACUGACCAAUAUUGUUGUGUGUGUGUUGUGUUUCCUGCCAGGUUAUGGAUCCUGUAUAUUUAUGGGAAGGUGAGAACCCUUAGUAAAAAAAAUUUAUUUUAAAAAGAUUAUAAUUCAUGAGAUAGGACAUUGUUAUGUUCAUGAAAGUACUUUUGACUGAUGCAUUGUGUUUCGUUGCCACAGUUCAAAUUCGAGUUCAGGCAAUCUAUUCCCGCCUCCAGCGGCUGGACCUGUUGGCCCAUCCUCUUGGGGUUCUAGACUUGAAGCGUUUGGUAGCAGUGGCUUUCUGUUCAUUCUCUGCUUACCGCUAUUCAUGUGUAAUGUUAAUGUCUUCAAGUUUUUGUACUUGUAGCACUUCAACUGCAUGUAGAAAUUGUGUUGCUUAGGUUUGUCGUGCACUAAAGUGAAUCUCAUCAAUUUUCUUGAGAGCAAUUGCUUUGAAGACCCAAAAUUAACUCUUUCAGAUGAUUAUUUUGCCUUCCAUAUGUGGUUGCCUUUUUACUCCAAACCAAAAAAUUGAGAAGGAUAUCUAUAGUAAGAUAUGGGACCUCUACCUCUACUCAAUUGUUGAAUCAUACCUUCAAUUCCCUCUCGUUCUGGGGCAAAGGAAAGCUGCUUAGAUAAGUUUUGAAUAUCCAUUGUACUGUAUAGUUUACUCAUGUCCUGCAACAUUCACGGUGAAGAAGUA
This is a messenger RNA of Oldenlandia corymbosa var. corymbosa, 3304 nucleotides long. The record is from the annotation of a GenBank genome assembly. NCBI's taxonomy places the organism in Eukaryota, Viridiplantae, Streptophyta, Magnoliopsida, Gentianales, Rubiaceae.